Molecule: messenger RNA, 1644 nt
Organism: Labrus bergylta (ballan wrasse)
Lineage: Eukaryota; Metazoa; Chordata; Actinopteri; Labriformes; Labridae
Gene: fgfbp1a
Product: fibroblast growth factor binding protein 1a
Biological process (GO): cell-cell signaling
Molecular function (GO): growth factor binding
Source: RefSeq, a predicted model, not a curated record
GUUCUGCAGCAGCAAACUGUGGCUGCAGGUGAAGUGUGCAGGACUUUACACCAACGUUUCCUCUGAAAUCUGCAGGGUUUUUUUUCUUUCUUGCUGGGUUUCAUGGCUCUGCUCACAAAUGUCGCCGUCCUGCUGCUGCUGGCUUGUUUCUCCCAUCAGCUGAUGUUGAGCAGCUGUCAGAAGAGUCAAGGACGGAGAGGGAGAGGGGUGGACAGAGGACAAAACAAGAACAAAACGGGGGUGAAGGUGGGCCGGCAACAACCCAAAUCUGUGUCUGCACAGCCCAUUAAAGGCAAAGUGGUCACUAAGGGGGAGUUAGAGUGCACCUGGGCGGCGACAGGUGAGGAUGUCUUCAUCCUGGGGGUCUCCUGCAAAAAGGGAGGAAAGAGCUUCAGCUGCGAGUACGUCUCCAGACCGACUCUUUGUCCCCAGUUUGCCUCAGAUGCCAAACUCUACUGGAAGCAAAUCGCCCGGGCUCUGAAGAAGCAGAAGAAUUUGUGCCAGGACGGCGCUGCGUUGGUCAGGGCGGGGAUGUGCAGGAGAGCUGACAGAGGAGCUCACUUCAGACUCCGUAACACACAGAGAAAAACAAAAAACGAUCCUCCUCCUCCUCCCUCCCCGCAGCCUGCACCCGGAGCUGUCAAAUCCUGUCAGUCUGACAACAUGAAGCUGGCAGAGGAGUACUGCAACAGGUCCUGGUCCAGUGUUUGCACCUUCUUUUUUACCAUGGUGCAGGAUUAUGACUGCUGAGACAAAUCAACAACCGGAAUAAAGUCACAUCGAUAUCUGGCUAAAUAAUUCUUCUUUGCUGAUGCUUUACCAAAAAAUUCAUCUAUUCUCACAGAGUAGUUGUUCAGUAGAAGAUGGCACAGCAUUUAAGUACUUCUCCACAUUGUUAACAGUUGUUUUCACCUCAAUAAACACAUUUUUAUCUACUUUUAAAUGUUGUUUGCUCCUGUGAUAACUUUCUUUUUAAGACAAAUAUUGAAUUAUCCUGGGGAGUCAACAUAGUACAAAAGCUAUGAAACAAAGGUGUAAAAGAUGUCUUCAUUAUUUAAUGUCAUAUGUAAAUGAUUAUAUUUUGCUUUGGCAACAUGUUUAACCCAAAAAUGUCAUGCCAAUAAAGCCAUUUGAGAUUGAAUUUGUAAGCACAGGUACCCUUGCACCUCUCAUCUAAAGUAGUGUUUAAAGUUGUGUUAGCCUAUACGAUCUUAGACUGAUGCCAAUAUAAAACAAAAACAUUCUUCACACAUGUACUCCUGAACAUUUCUAGAAGAUUUCAGGACAUCCUGCCCCUGAUAUCUUCCUGACUUGCUUUUCCCCCACGUCCCUUUGCAGUGGGAAGUUUACCCGGUCUGACAGGAGGAAAGGGGGGCGUCUCAGGAUGUAAGAUGUAAGACAUGAUGAACAAAAGAUGCAGCAAUAAUCCAAGAUAGUGAACGAAGCAAAAGAGUAUAUACUUCAAUGUUACAACGGACGGGUGGAUAAGAACAUACUUGCAAGUAAAAAAAGUGUAGGAAGUGUCUUCAUUACGGCGCGGCACAAAGAUGGCAUGUCACAAGAUACGUCAUCACUCCUGCCUGCUUGCGCACCCUGACGUCACACAAAACGUGUAACGGGGCCUCCAGGACAAAUGUUGCAUUU